Messenger RNA from Syzygium oleosum, 1717 nucleotides. Its product is annotated as probable sodium/metabolite cotransporter BASS6, chloroplastic. The coding region runs from base 117 to 1424 and encodes 435 amino acids. Lineage: Eukaryota; Viridiplantae; Streptophyta; Magnoliopsida; Myrtales; Myrtaceae. The record is from RefSeq and is a predicted model, not a curated record. Gene Ontology annotation, cellular component: membrane. The transcript has 9 exons.
CACAACCUCUCUCUCUCUCUCUCUCUCUCUCUGUUCCCAAAUAUCUCCGGAAGCUUUAAGGUUGUUCUUGAUCGUGGUCCCGUCUGCGUUCUUGAAAAACUCUCGAGGACGAAGCCAUGAACUCGAUCUCGAGGCACUUACAGACCCCAUCCUCGCUCUUCGCCUCCCUUGACUCUUGCCCAGACUCGCUCCGCACGCGAACGCGCUGUCAAGUCCCAAUCUUGCCGCGAAACUCGCCUGUUUCGUCCUCAAGGUUUGCGGCGUCACUGAAUCCGGUUUGUUCAGGUUGGUGGUGUUCUCCUCAUUUGCUUCCGACAUCACAAGCUGUUUCGUUUGUUUUUGGAAGACACGGCUCGAGCAAAUGUAAGUCAGGGGAUUUCUCGGAGUCUCUCGAGCUGGAGCUGGGUCGGGAGUCGUCAUCUGAAUCAAUGCAGCCAUCUGUGCCAACGGAGCAGUUUUCUAUCGUGGAGAUCUUAAAGAAAGCAAAUUCUUUUCUGCCUCAUGUUGUUCUUGCAAGUACGUUGCUGGCUCUUAUAUAUCCGCCGUCCUUCACUUGGUUCACCAACAGGUACUAUGCACCUGCACUAGGGUUUCUGAUGUUUGCUGUGGGGGUUAAUUCCAGCGAGAGGGACUUUCUUGAAGCGUUUAAGAGACCCGCUGCUAUUUUUGCUGGCUAUAUUGGCCAGUUCAUUGUGAAGCCUCUUCUUGGUUAUUUCUUUGGCAUGAUGUCUGUAACAAUGUUUUCGCUCCCAACAUCCGUUGGUGCUGGGAUUAUGCUGGUGUCUUGUGUGAGUGGGGCUCAGCUUUCUAAUUAUGCUACUUUUCUGACUGACCCAUCAAUGGCUCCUCUGAGUAUUGUCAUGACAUCAUUAUCUACCGCUACGGCUGUUUUUGUGACCCCUUUGUUGUCACUUCUUCUCAUUGGCAAAAGAUUGCCGGUCGAUGUGAAAGGAAUGGUUUCCAGCAUUUUGCAGAUUGUCAUUGCACCCAUCACUGCAGGGUUGCUCCUGAAUAGGUUCGUCCCUUGGAUUUGUAAUGCCAUACGGCCACUUUUGCCGCCACUCUCCGUCUUUGUGACGGCUCUAUGCGUUGGAGCACCUCUUGCAAUAAACGUUCAUUCCAUCAUGUCUUCAUUUGGUUUGAUGAUCUUGUCACUCAUUAUAGCAUUUCAUCUGUCUGCAUUCGUCAUUGGAUACUUCCUUCCCGGUUUCAUCUUCCAGAAGGCUCCUGACGUAAAGGCAUUGCAAAGAACACUAUCCUUUGAGACAGGAAUGCAGAGCAGCCUUCUUGCGCUCGCUCUAGCUAACAGAUUCUUUCAAGAUCCACUUGUGGCUGUGCCUCCAGCUAUCUCUACUGUGAUGAUGUCUUUGAUGGGCUUCUCCCUCGUCAUGCUUUGGGCUCGGAGAAGAGCGACCGGCCAGUGAAGCAGAUCCUCCUGGGAAAUGCUCACCAUGAUUUCGACUUCGAUCCUCCAGUUUGCAGGCUUGGAUGGCAAGCUCAUUGACUUUUGGAGGUUACGCAUAGGAAAAUGACGUAGAGAUGGCAAUGUUCCUUUAUGUGAAAUCUGAUUUCGAUAUUCUCUUCCAACUUUGAUACUGAUAUAUUGUCGAAAACCUAUGUAUGGUUGCAGACUGCCGUUGUAGGAAUGUUUGGCUAUGCCUCGGAUGCUUACUAGAGAUGUUCGAGUUUAGUCAAUAAAGUUUAAUUUAAGGGUAAG